UUUAUGGCCUUCUGUUUCUGGAAGGUCCCUCUCUCCAUCGUGCCGAUUCAACAAUUGCUUGGUCUUGGAGGUCGGUAUCAAAUGCGCCAUACGAAGAACUGGAGCUCUGGAACUUUCACAAUCCUUCCUUCCUCUUGCUUCUCGUCUGAAUCCUCCCCAAAUUCGGAAGAAAACCGCUUAUCAGCGGUUGGAAAGCCAUUUCUGUCAAGCGAGAGCUUCGAACUGACCGCAGAAAGAGCGACUGGAAGGAGCCAUGGCCUUCGAGACCAAGGCCUGUACUGCCCCGGACUUGGCCGCCCUUGCCGACACCGACAUUAACUGGCACAGGUUGGAUAAAACUAGGUUUCACAUAAUUGGAGCCAUUCUCUUCACUGCACAGUCAGCCCUACUACAUCCCACAGCUGUGGUAAAGACUAGAAUCCAAGUAGCUGGUUCUGGGCUCUCUCACUUGCAUGGGAUGACAGUAUUCAGACAAAUACUGAAAAAUGAUGGCGUCCCUGGUAUGUACAGAGGCUUUGGCACUUCUGCGAUUGGAUCCUUGCCAGGCCGGGUCUUGGCUUUAACCUCACUAGAAGUAUCAAAAGACAUGAUGCUAAAAUACACAGAAGGUCUAAAUAUGCCUGAAGCAACAAGAGUUGGGAUUGCAAAUGGAGUGGCAGGCAUGUUGUCAAACUUAGUUUCCUGCAUAUACUUUGUACCUUUGGAUGUGAUAUGUCAAAGACUUAUGGUACAAGGGCUUCCAGGAAGUACUUCUUGUAAUGGACCAUUUGACGUCAUUCAGAAAGUGAUGAAGACUGAAGGAUUCCGUGGCAUGUAUAGGGGAUUUGGAUUGACAGCUGUGACCCAAUCUCCAGCAUCUGCACUUUGGUGGGGGGCUUAUGGCACUGCCCAGCAUGUCAUUUGGAGGAGCCUUGGCUAUGGAGAAAAUGUGGCAAAGAAACCAUCUCAUAUGGAAAUGGUGACAGUGCAGGCUACAGCAGGAAUGCUAGCUGGUGCUUGUUCCUCAGUUAUAACUACACCCAUAGAUACUGUAAAGACACGACUUCAGGUCAUGGAUGACUAUCGAUUUGGAAGACCCUCGGUCAUGAAGACUACGAAAGCACUCCUCAAAGAACAUGGAUGGUGGGGAUUCUACAAAGGGUUUGGACCCCGUUUCUUAAACAUGUCACUCUAUGGAACUACGAUGAUAGUCACUUAUGAAUUGAUAAGUAUAUUCCCUUUUCUUGUCUUUCAAGUGGGCAGAACUCUGGGUUCUCUCAGGGCGUGUUUGGCUUCUUCAUAGUCUAGUACUCAGUUCAUGUUAUAUCGUUUUCUAACAAAUUUUAAAAACUUAUUUUUGUUUCUAAUAAUUUUGAAUUUUUUGAUCUUUCACAUAUCCAUUCAUUCUUGGUCCUCUACAAUGGAAAUUGUUGGGGGCAAAUUUAGAAGUUCGCCUGUAUGAAUUUGUUCUUUGGCUUUUAGUUAAUAAAGAAACAGCCUCUUUGCAAAAAGACAAAGAGAAGGCUGCAUACAAAUACGGUUAUUCUCUUAAGGUCACCCUUUUUAUUAUAACCCAGUUCAAAAUCUUGGGUAUAUACAUCCAACCCAAGCUCCCCUCUUUUUUCUCAUCAUGCCACUUUUAUUAUUUACAUCUGAUUUUGGUCUCUUAAUCACAGAGAGGUUGUCUAUAAAGCAAGCAUGAUAAUCUGCAUGGACAUCACCGUUGGGAACAAUAUUCCUGAGGCUCUAAUUUUUGUGUUUGGAUGAAGAGAAUCUUUAAGAUCUCAAAAGGAGACAACAAAGGCAUCUCAAUUGCAA
Diospyros lotus (date-plum) is the source of this 1797-nucleotide messenger RNA. RefSeq lists its product as uncharacterized. NCBI's taxonomy places the organism in Eukaryota, Viridiplantae, Streptophyta, Magnoliopsida, Ericales, Ebenaceae. Gene Ontology annotation, biological process: transmembrane transport. The record is from RefSeq and is a predicted model, not a curated record. The coding region runs from base 254 to 1282 and encodes 342 amino acids. The transcript has 5 exons.